Molecule: messenger RNA, 1639 nt
Organism: Camelina sativa (false flax)
Lineage: Eukaryota; Viridiplantae; Streptophyta; Magnoliopsida; Brassicales; Brassicaceae
Source: RefSeq, a predicted model, not a curated record
UGCUUUGUAAAAUUCAUCAAAGUAGCAAUGGCGGUUUCUUCUAAUGCGGCUUUUGUCGUUGUUACCCCGAAGACGUCGUCGUCGUCGUCGUCAUGGAAUCACCAUUAUCCGAAUCUGUUUUGGAUUCCGAUGAACAACAACAACAAUAACAGGACAAGGAGGACAGGUCUGAUCCAGCGAGAACGUUGCGAGCUUUCUUCGUCCAGCGACUCAUCGUCUCUGAAUCAGCUUAAGAACUCUUCUAUAACUGACAGAUACACAAAGGAGAGAAGCAGCAUUGUGGUGAUUGGGCUAAGUAUUCACACAGCUCCUUUAGAGAUGCGUGAGAAGCUUGCAAUUCCAGAAGCUGAAUGGCCACUAGCUAUUCGUCAGUUAUGCGCUUUGAAUCACAUUGAAGAAGCUGCUGUGCUCAGUACCUGUAACAGGCUCGAGAUUUAUGUUUCUGCUUUAUCUCGUUACCGUGGUGUUAAAGAAGUCACUCAAUGGAUGUCCAAGAGAAGUGGAGUCUCAGUUGAGGACAUCCGUCAGCACUGGUUUCUGUUGUACAAUAAGGACGCUGCUCAACAUUUGUUUCAAGUCUCAGCUGGUCUGGACUCUCUUGUUUUAGGUGAAGGUCAGAUACAAGCACAGGUUAAACAAGUUAGUGUAAUAGGUAAAGAUGCAGGCAAUGGGUUUGGGAGGAUUAUAGGUGGGCUAUUUGAAAAGGCAAUCUCGGCUGGAAAGCGUGCCAGAGAUGAGACUAAUAUCGCGUCUGGGGCUGUUUCCGUUAGCUCUGCUGCCGUUGAACUUGCUCUCAAGAAGCGUCCAGGAUCUGCAUCGUCUGCUAUGAUGUUGGUGGUUGGUGCAGGAAAUAUGGGGAGGCUUGUGAUCAAGCACCUUGUUGCUAAAGGUUGUACUAGAAUUGUGGUUGUGAACCGAAGCCAAGAGAGAGUUGAAGCUAUCCGCAAGGAGAUGCGGCCUGGAGUUGAGAUUAUUUAUAAACUGCUUGAGGAGAUGCUAGCUUGUGCUGCAGAAGCCAACGUGAUCUUUACUAGCACAGCAUCUCAGACACCAUUGUUCUUGAAGGAUCACGUAGAGAUGCUGCCUCCUCCUUCUUUUGCAGGUGGUGAUGCAGAUAAUGCGAGGCUCUUUGUUGAUAUCUCUGUUCCUAGAAACGUUGGGUCUUGUGUUGCUGAAUUAGACGGUGCGCGAGUUUACAACGUGGAUGACCUUAAUGAAGUUGUUGCUGCCAAUAAGGAAGACAGAGCGAGGAAAGCAAUGGAAGCUCAGGCAAUAAUUACAGAGGAAUUAAUAAAGUUUGAAGGGUGGAGGGAUUCGUUGGGGACGGGCCCGACAAUCAAGAAAUUAAGAAGCAAAGCAGAGAGAAUCAGAGCGGCUUCGGUUGAAGCAUUCAUGUCGAAAAAUGGGAAUGACAUGGACAAGAGGACAAAGGAAGCAGUAGAGAAACUAACCGGAGAAAUAGUGAACAAGAUCCUGCACGGCCCAAUGGUACAUUUGAGAUGUGAUGGGACUGAUAGCAGAAAGCUGCAUGAGAUACUAGAGAACAUGCAUGCUAUGAUCAGAAUGUAUGAACUCGACCGAGAGUUACUCGAGGAGAAGAUUAGAACAAAAAAGAAAUAGAAGUAGAGAGAGAGAGAGA